AUGUCAGCUUCUCAUAUGAAAAUUUCUGAAGUGCAUUCCUUUGAAACCAUUAGAACGACAAGGCUUGAAUUAGAGCAGCUGCAAUCUUCACCACUUCCUGGAGCUCCAUUAGUAAGCUUUGAUCUGCACUUCGAUAAUCUGAAAGUAUUCUUUAUUUUAGGAUUUUCUUAAUAGCGUAUCUCAAACCGUUAACCACCAUGGCACUCUUAUCAAAACCCUCGCAGAAGAGCUUAGAACUCGAGUCAGCACUUCAGAAUUAAUUGAAAUUUUUGGACUUGCUGAGAGAUCUAUCACUGAUAAGCUCGGAUCUGCUGGUAGAGAUCGAAGUGGGGAUGACUUUAAGGAUGCAGUUUAUGCAUUUGCUGAUAAAAUAAAGAUUUUAAGUGAUAAUGUGCUUGACUUAAAGCAGUUCAAGUUUGCUACUGAAACUAGUAUAACCAAUAUUAAUGAAGACCUUGAAAAGAAAAUUACAAAAAAUGAAGCUAAGUCUAUGACUAAAAAAGUAAAGAGUAAAGUUGAAAAAACGGUGAAAGAUAAUUAGAUUAGAGAAAAAAGCGAAGAAUUGCGCAAACAAAUGUUGCAAGGGGAUCAUAAAUUGAGCGAAAAAAUAGCGGAAAUUGAAAAGAAACUUUCAGAUCUUGAGCUAAAUACGUUGUGAAAAAUAAAAGACUGUGAAGAGCUAUUGAAAGUCAGAGUUAAUGAAAAAUACGUGCAUGAUGCUAUUAGAGGAAUUGAAGAUAAGCUAAGAAAUGAGCUGAUCACUUUUAAUGAAGAGAGUAUGGCGAAAUAUGAAAUAAUGCUGAAAGAUUUGCAAAGGGGAUUCGAAAAAAAUGAGCAUGAUUUUGCUAAUAAAUUGAAAGGAAUAAAAGAGGAUGUUAAAGAUCUGUCGGAAAUUUUAAAGAAAAAAAGUGAUUUUGAUAACUGCAGCAAAGAAAUUAGCUCGAUAAAAGAAAUUUUGCAAAAUAUUAAUUUAGCCGAAUUUCAUGGGAAAUUUUUAGAAAUGGAUUUGAAAAUUAGCAAAUUUGAUGAGAAAAUAAGAGAAAUUGUAGGGAAAUUUGUGAACGAGACUUCAAACGAAGAUGUUGAAUACCUUAAGAGAAUGAUAGAGAUUCUAAAGCAGCAGCUUGAAAAUAAAGCAGAUAUAUCAGUUAUUCAAGAAAUUUUAGCUAAAAAUCAAGAAAAAUCUUCAAUUUCCACCUUGCCUCCAAUUCAAGAAAAAUCUGAAAUGAAUGAAUUUUGGAAGUUUAGAGAGAAAAUGAUUGAGCAAAUCCAUAUCUUAGAAUCCAAAGUAGAGAAGCUUGGGAAAAAUUCUGACUUGAGUUCAAUAAAAAAGCUCUUGAAUAGCAAGGCUGGUGAAGAAGAUAUGAAGAACGAACUAGGGGCUCGAGAUGCAAGAUUAGGAGAUCUUGAGAAUGGAAUUUCGCAGAACAUGAAAGACUUAGAUCAUUUAUAUUCCUUGCUUAAAAAGCUUCAGGCUUCAUUAUUUGAAAUGAACUCAAGAUCUGGAUAUGCUUUGGUUGGUAGAAAAACAUUUAUGCCUGCAAAUUGCUUGUCUUGUGGUAGGGGAGAUGCAAAUUUUUCUCCUAUCCAUCCUCAUGUUGUUGGUAGAGAUGGAAAAGUAUACAAAGCUGAUGGAGUCGUAAAAGGCCCUUCAAUAAGCUAUGCUGAGCUUGAAAAUUAUCAGACUGGAGCAGAUGUUUUUACAAUUGAUACUCAUGAGCAAUUCCAUCAUAAAACUGCAUGGGAGGAAGAUGAGUCUCCUCCUAGCAAUGUAUCAAGAUCUCAAAAAACAGCUAUAAACAUAGUUGUCAAUAGAGAGCUGCAGAAGAGUUCUAGCACUCUUCCUUCAACAAUCAAAAAACCUAGGCCACUUAGUGCUAAAAAAUAA
This is a messenger RNA of Blepharisma stoltei, 1888 nucleotides long. The record is from the annotation of a GenBank genome assembly. NCBI's taxonomy places the organism in Eukaryota, Ciliophora, Heterotrichea, Heterotrichida, Blepharismidae.